Elaeis guineensis (African oil palm) is the source of this 409-nucleotide messenger RNA. The record is from RefSeq and is a predicted model, not a curated record. NCBI's taxonomy places the organism in Eukaryota, Viridiplantae, Streptophyta, Magnoliopsida, Arecales, Arecaceae.
UUUUUUUUCUCCCGUUAGAAGGGCCUCGCUUUCAGUUCGCCGAGUAAAGCCGUUUCAUUGUCAUCGUCUAGUCUUUGUAUUAUGGUGGGUUGCGUCUUCCGGCCCCCCGCCGUCUUCUCCCCACUUCCAAAGCCCCCAACGUCAAGGCCUCGCCAGGCAAUGGCCGCCAACCGCUCGACCUCCGGCCUCACAGUGGAACGGAAGCUCCCUGUACUGCUCUUCGACGUCAUGGACACCAUCGUCCGCGAUCCCUUCUACCACGACAUCCCCGCCUUCUUCCAGAUGUCCAUGAAAGAACUCUUAGAUACAAAGCACCCUACUGUAUGGGCUGAAUUUGAGAAGGGGUUGAUUGAUGAGAACGAUCUUGCUAAAAAGUUCUUUAAAGAUGGAAGACCAUUUGAUUUGGAAG